This is a messenger RNA of Aedes albopictus (Asian tiger mosquito), 1444 nucleotides long. Its product is annotated as DNA topoisomerase 1-like. Gene Ontology annotation, molecular function: zinc ion binding. Bases 572 to 1444 code for a protein of 290 amino acids. The record is from RefSeq and is a predicted model, not a curated record. Gene Ontology annotation, cellular component: nucleus. Lineage: Eukaryota; Metazoa; Arthropoda; Insecta; Diptera; Culicidae. The transcript has a single exon.
GAACGAUUCGCACCGAAACGGUUUUGCGAGUUGUUAUGAAAACUGUUUUCUGGCCCACUUGUUAAUGGGCAAUAGCCCGAGUAAAAGCUUAAUUUAUGUUCGAAUAGGAGAGAAAAAGUUAUGGGCCCAUAGACAAUGCGGAAGGCAUAUGGGUAUUCAGCAAGAUCCUGCUGAGGGUGACGGGUUCGAUUCCCGGUCGAUCCAGAAAGGGUUUGUAAUGGUUCCAUGAUUUGGUUUCAUGGUCGUACCAAAAAUAUAACGCUUCGUAUGCCGGGAAGCGAAUCACGCUACCCGAGAAUGGUGGUGCUGAACAGCUAUGCGUUUUUUUUUUACCUAGGCUGUUUGGGGUAUCUGAUUAAGAUAUGGGUAGAUUUUUUCAUGAUACAAAGUCAAACGUAGGUACACUUGGUGAGGUACAUUAGCACUUCAGGUGGAUACCUGCUAUGAUCGCAUCGACUAUAAAAGCCGAACAUAUUCAACUAAUGGGCACCAAAGCUAUUAGAGUGUUUGAACAAAGUGAAUCGAAGAGUAAGCCAAGAGCUCAAUAUACAUCGAAGUAAUCCAAAUAGUCAUGGAUUCUGGAAGUUCACAUCGUGCUCGCAGAUCUCGGGCAGCGGAAGUAUGCCGUUUGUGCCUUAAAAAGCGAUACCUCGUCGACAUCGACUGCAAUCAGUACCUUUGUAUGCAGCUGAAGGAGUGUUUUCCACAGCUAUCGCCGGACGAUAGUGAACUUCCGAGGUUUGUGUGUGGCGAAUGUUACCAACUGGUGGAGAUAACAUACCAAUUCAUCAUCAGAACUCGUCGUACAGAAGUUCUUCUACGAUCAUAUGUACACAUGGGAGGAGAUUUCCCUAAUCAAGAGGCACUGGAAGCAGAAUACCGUCGGCGUCCGAAACGAUCAGCAUCACCGGAGAAGGAUAGUCAGGAGGAGAAACCAGCAUCGAAGAAGAGGCGAUCGUCCGAAGAGUCAUCGAAGUCCACGGAGCGAAGGUCAUCGAAGAGUAAGAAAGACAACGAGCGGAAUUCAUCGAAGCACAAAGAGGAAGAAGGAAAGGAUUCGUCGAAGCAUGGAAGUAAGCGAGAAUCGACGAAACAUAAUGAGAAGGAUUCUUCAGAACACAAGCAUAAAUCAAAUCGCUCAUCAUCGUCUUCAAAGCGCAAAGAGAAGGACGUCAUGCUGCCUACUAAAGCAAUGGCGGAAGCUGAGUUGAAACGAUAUUAUAAUUCGGAUGAAUAUUUGUUUGGUGGAGCAGUGGAUUUGGAACCAGUCAAGGUGCAAAACGACCGUGUUGAAGAAAUACAAUCACAAAAGGAUGUGGCUAUACGGAUGGAAUCUGUUGCUAGUCAUUUAAAAGGAAUUUCGUUAGAAAUGUCAUACGAAGAAAUGGCGAAUGUUUUGGCUGCGCUGCAGACUAUUCAAAAUGGUCAGACGGUAAGUAUGUGA